Molecule: messenger RNA, 2453 nt
Organism: Neltuma alba
Lineage: Eukaryota; Viridiplantae; Streptophyta; Magnoliopsida; Fabales; Fabaceae
Product: transcription factor GTE4-like
Molecular function (GO): protein binding
Source: RefSeq, a predicted model, not a curated record
AUGACUUCCACCUUAAAUCGUCGUCAGGACGAACCUCCAGGUCCGAAUCCUCUGCAGGACGAACCCUCAGGCGCCAGUCCUCAGCAGGACGAACCCUCAGGCCCCAGUCCUCGGCAGGACGAACCCUCAGGCCCCAAUCCUCAGCAUGACGAACCCUCAGGCCCCAAUCCUCAUCAGGACGGUCCCAAUCCGCAGCAGGAUACUGUUCCCUGUCCUAAGGAGUUGCCAUCAGCUAAUGGUGCUAUCAAUCCUGGAUUGGAGAAUCGUAUUAAGAUCAACUUAGGCUCAAGCUCAAAGCAAGAAAUGCAAGAGCUUCGGAGGAGGCUUGAGCGCGAGCUUGACACAGUGAGAAGUUUGGUCAGGAGAAUUGAAAUGAAACAGAGGCAGUUGGGUGGCUAUGGCAAUUCAAAUAUGCUAGCGAAUGAUAGAAUUGGUAAUACCAUUGGACCAAGACGUGUUCUGUCAGGGGUAGCAUCUGGUGGUGUUCCAAGAGAAUCCGCCAGGCCUUUGCACCAGUUAAGCAUAUCAGUGCUAGAGAAUUGUCAAGGAGUCGGUGAAACUGUUGAAAAGGAGAAGAGAACCCCCAAGGCAAACCAGUUAUAUAGUAAUUCUGAGUUCUUGCUAGGGAAGGAUAAAUUCCCUCCUGCAGAGAGUAAUAAGAAGUCAAAACUGAGGAAGAAGCAGGGUGGGGGAGAAAUGGGACACGGUUUUGGGAUGGGAUCAAAAUUCUUCAAAAGUUGCAGUUCAUUGCUUGAGAAGUUGAUGAAACACAAGCGUUGGGUUUUUAAUGCUCCUGUUGAUGUUGAGGGCCUUGGAUUGCAUGAUUAUUUUAGCAUAAUCACACAUCCUAUGGACUUGGGUACUGUGAAAACAAGGCUGAGCAAGAAUUGGUACAAAUCGCCAAAGGAAUUUGCGGAGGAUGUGAGACUUACAUGUAAUGCUAUGACAUAUAACCCACCUGGACAAGAUGUUCAUAUAAUGGCAGAGCAGCUAUCAAAGAUAUUUGAGGACAGAUGGGCCAUAAUAGAGUCGGAUUACAAUCGGGAAAUGAGAUAUGUAUUGGAUUAUGGGACAACUGUUUCUGCACCAUCACCACUAUCCAGAAGGGCUGCUACAAUACCUCCGCCUGCCCUUGAUAUGAGAAGGAUUUUGGACAGAUCAGAAUCGAUGACGCAACCUCCAAGACCCAUGAGCAUUACUCCUUCUAGUAGAACCCCCGCUCCAAAGAAGCCAAAGGCAAAAGAUCCGUAUAAAAGAGACAUGACAUAUGAGGAAAAGCAAAAAUUGAGCACAAGCCUCCAAAAUCUGCCUCCAGAGAAACUAGAUACGAUUGUACAGAUCAUUAAGAAGAGAAAUUCUGCACUUUCACAACAUGAUGAUGAAAUUGAAGUGGACAUUGAUAGCGUAGAUGCGGAGACUCUUUGGGAGCUUGAUAGGUUUGUGACCAACUUCAGGAAAAGUUUGAGUAAGAACAAGAGAAAAGCUGAGCUUGCCAUUCAAAGAGCAGAAGCUGCAAAGAAUGCCCCACAAAUGGUAUACGCGCUGGAACCUGCUGCGGUUGUGGCUCCUCAAGAAACCAUAGCAGGUGAAAGAAAUGCUUCUGCAUCUUUUCCUUCACAAGCAGAAAAACAGGUGAAUAAUGGGAGUAGGUCAAGCAGUUCUAGCAGCUCAAGCAGUGAUUCUGGAUCUUCUUCAAGUGAUUCUGAUAGUGAAAGUUCCUCAGCAUCUGGAUCUGAUGCAGGAUCACCGAGGACCUGAAUUAAUUUAAUUCUCUAAGUUGUCAGGUAUUUAGAGUAGAUAAUUGAUGACAUGAAGAUGACAUGAAGCUUCCACAUUAUGGAUCCAAAUUUAGCAGCUGGUGUAGAGGGGAAGCAUCACAGUCAAGGCCACCAGUGAUCCUAUCCUACAAAUGCAGUAUGGGAUCUUUUUCUUCCCGUUUGUUGGAACUUUGCACCAUUGCAGCUCGUGGCCGUAUUUGUUUCGACACGGACUUUUGUAUAAUAUUUGGUAGAAUGUUGUGAUAAUUAGAUAGGAUUUUAGGUAGUUUUCCGUAGCAUGUGUACAUUGCUAACUACUGCUACUCAUUAAGUUCUAUUGGUGACUUCUUUCUUUGGUUUUGUGGUGGCAGAUUCAGGAUUCCUUGGUGUUAUACAAAGAUAUUCUGUAAUUCCAACUUCUUGAAGUCAUUAUUGGUUCACAUGAAAUCUCAUUCUAUGUUGUGGUAUCCUGAGUCUGGCAUUGGGUUGUUAAAACGUAAUAACCUUAGGGAGAUGUUACUUUGUUUUCAAUCAAGCGAGUUCAUCUUUUGCUCUGCUUUUGUCCCCAAUGGUUUUGUAAUAUGAUAUCCUGAGCAUCUUAGGAGUGAUCGAGCAAAAGCGAACGUGUUUCUGUGGCUAUUAGGCGGUUUAUAGUCGAGAUUAAUACAAUUGUACAGCCAAGGGUUUUAUUUUUUC